AUAAUCGUUUUAUAUAUUGUUCUAGUCAGUAACUGAUAUGGAGGCUCACUUUGAUAUCAAAGCUGCUUUAUGGCUGAUUUUACUGUUAAAUUUCAUCUGAAACCUUGGGAAAGUCAUUUUGUUGCCAGGAACAUCAGUCUUGUCGUAACAUGCUCAGAAGUGUCAGUUAGAUUUUCUGGAUACUUGCGGUGCAAAACUAUCUGAUAAAUCUCAUUAGUUCAAAUAAUUUCUUUUUUUUUUUACUUUGAAGAAAACAUUGUAUGAGAAAUGGCUGAUUUGUUGCGAGGCUGUUGCUUUGCACUUGCUAGUGUUCAGUCCAGCAGGCUUUGUUUCUGAGAUUUGUCUGAGCUAUUAAUAGUAGUUUCUUUGUGUUUUUGUUGACGAUGUGGUUCACUCUCGUCAGAAGUCACAUCUGAUUAAUAUUCUGUGAUGUGUGACGACUGAAGUGCUGAUCUCUGUGUGUGUGUGUGUCUCCAUUAAUGAGUGUAUCAGACAGUCAGCAGUUUGUGGUGGUGAGUUUGAGCGAGAGGAGGAGGAAGAGAGGAUGAAGACGAGCCAAUGAGAAUGAGUCACAGAUCAGACAUUAUCUAAUGGAGACUGGAGACAGACAAAUACAUACACACACACACACACACACACACACACACAUUUAACUCACAUUUACCAGUGUAUCUAAAUCAGGAUGUGUCAGUAAAACCUGUCCACGUCACAUUUCAGAUAUAUAAAAAAAAAUACAUAAAUAACACAGAAAGACAGUUUUACUUUUACUGUAAAAAAGUAAAUGUAAUGCAUCGAUUUAAUAAUAAAUUAUUAAAUAAAAUCAGUAUGAAUUAUAUUCAGUACAAAAGAUGUAUUUUUAACUAAAUAAUUUCCAAUUACGAAUUACAAGAUUUUUUUUCUAUGCUUUGCCAUGAAAAUGUAAAUGUUUUCCUAUAUGCAGCUUUAAUUUUUAAUAAAAAGAAACGUUUAGCAAAUUCUAGUUUUUAAUGCAAUUAAUAAAAUUUUCCAGUCAAAUUAUUUUUAUUAUAAUACAUUUGCAUGUUUUACUUCUUCAGCAUAUUGAAAAUCCAUUUAAUUAUAUUGUAAUGAUAUUUAUUUAAUGAUAAAUUAAAAUUAGAAUUAAAAUUAAUUAAAUUCAGUACAACAAAUACCACCAUGAUGUAUACUUACUUUAAAAGGUAUAUUAUAUAUAAACUUAUUCCAAUGAUAAUUGACCAAUUGUGAAUUGGUAAAUGUGCUUAAAUGUGUCUAGAAAUGUAAAAUGUCUAUAUAUAUAUAAUUUUGCAUGGUAAAAUGAAGAUCAUUUUAUAUAUAUAUAUAUAUAUAUAUAUAUAACUUAUAAUCUUCAUUGUACUAUACAAAAUUAUUUUAUUUCUUCUUUUGAUUUUGAGGUGAAAUAUGACCUACAUGUUCUUGAGCUUCCUCCAAAAAAAUCUGUUACCCUAGAGCUUCUGCUUGUUUAUAAUAAAAAUCUAAGAAAUAAAAAAAAUCACAAUUGACUAUAAUUUGUAUGUACAUUACUAUAUUGUACUUGACUUUAUUUUGUAUUCUAUACAAGCUUUUCUCAGAUUAAACUCACUUCCUGGAGCGAUUUAGUCCCUAUAGUAAAAAACCAAACAAACACAGUGACCUUGUUCGUAGUCCUGACAAAGAAUAAUUCGAUCUGUUCCUGCCUGUGUUUGUCCCAUCAGCUCUGUCUCCGUGCUUCAUAUUUCACUGGGGUUAAAGUCUCAAGCUGUCGGAAGCUCGCUGUCUCAUUACAAAACUGCCCUCUCUCUCUCUCUCUCUCUCUCUCUCUCCCUCUCCUUCUCUCCCUCUCUCUGUCUCUUUUUCUCUCGCAACCUCGCUCUCAUUCUCUCUCUCUCUCUCUCUCUCUCUCUCUCUCUCUCUCUCUCUCUCUCUCUCCCUCACUCUCAUUCUCUCUCUCUCUCUCUCGCUCCCUCACUUUCAUUCUCUCUCUCUCUCUCGCUGCAGUAGGGUUGGUGUGUUGUGGUGGGGGUUGGAUCUGUGUGUGUGUGUGUGUGUGUGUAAAGUGCAGGUUUCAGCAGGCUGGAGCUCACACACCAUUGUCCUCUCAGAUCACACAGAGAGAGUGUGUGUGAAUGUGUGUAUGUAUAUGUGUGUGUGUGUGUAUGAGGACGCUGCAUCUUCUCACUGCAGCACCACUGAUGUCCCCGCUCCGAGGAAUUCCCCGCUCCAUGAUUGUGUGCGUUUGGAGGGAUUUAACGCUUGGAUACUAAUGGCACCAGAGCUGAACAUCACGGACAGAUCUAACGCGUGGUGUUUUGUGUGAACGCUGCUCUCGUGUGUGUGUGUGUAUGUGUGUUGGAGAGGCAGGCAUGCAGUCGGAGCGCAGGAGUCGUGUGUGUAUCGUGGUCCUGGAGGAGGUGGAAGAUGACGAUCCCUCCCCUCUGCAUUCCAAAGCUGCCCCGGACCACAUUUCCCAGAAUUCCUCUCAGGAGGAGAAGCCCUCUCUGAUUAAAGCCAUAUUUAACGGCGACGCAGAUGAAGUUCGCUCUCUCAUAUUCAAGAAAGAAGACGUCAACGUACAGGACUGUGAGAAGAGAACGCCGCUUCACGCUGCUGCUUACCUGGGCAACGCUGAGAUCCUGGAGCUGCUCGUCCUGUCAGGGGCGAGAGUGAAUGCCAAAGAUAAUAAAUGGCUCACUCCUCUUCAUCGGGCCGUGGCGUCCUGUAGUGAGGAAGCAGUCCAGGUGCUGUUGAAACACUCGGCGGAUGUGAACGCGCGGGAUAAGAGCUGGCAGACGCCGCUGCAUGUGGCUGCGUCCCAUAGAGCUGUGCGCUGCGCCGAAGCAUUAGUCCCAUUGUUAAGCAACGUCAAUGUGUCGGACCGCGCCGGACGCACGCCUCUACACCACGCGGCCUUCAGUGGACACCUGGAGAUGGUUCAGCUGCUGGUGUCCAAAGGUGCAAACGUCAAUGCAUUUGAUAAGAAGGACAGACGAGCCGUUCACUGGGCCGCAUACAUGGGUCAUCUGGAGGUCAUGAAGUUCCUGGUGUCUCACGGCGCUGAGGUUUGCUGUAAGGAUAAGAGAUCGUACAGUCCUCUUCACGCCGCUGCCUCCAGUGGAAUGAUCAACGUCGUCAAAUACCUGCUCCAUCUGGGCGUUGAUAUUAAGGAGCCGAACGCGUACGGAAACUCUGCUCUGCACCUGGCGUGUUUUAACGGGCAGGACGUGGUGGUGAAUGAGCUGAUCGAAGCAGGAGCUGAUGUCAAUCAGGGGAAUGAGAAGGGCUUCUCCCCGCUGCACUUCACCGCCGCGUCCCGCCAGGGGGCGCUCUGUCUCCAGCUGCUCCUCGCCAACAGAGCCAACAUCAACAGCAAGAGUAAAGAUGGUAAGACUCCUCUCCACAUGGCAGCCAUUCACGGGCGAUACUCCAGAUCGCAGGCCCUCAUUCAGAACGGCGCAGAGAUCGACAGCGAGGAUGAGAAUGGAAACUCUCCGCUUCAUAUAGCGGCUCGAUACGGUCACGAGCUGCUCAUCAACACGCUCAUAACCAACGGUGCGGACACGGCCAGGCGGGGCAUCCACGGAAUGUUUCCGCUGCAUCUGGCGGCUCUGAGCGGAUUUUCAGACUGCUGUCGAAAACUGCUCUCCUCAGGUUUUGACGUCGACACGCCGGAUGACUUUGGCAGGACCUGUUUGCAUGCGGCUGCUGCAGGAGGGAAUCUGGAGUGUUUAAAUCUGUUGCUCAACAUGGAUGCUGACUUUAAUAAGAAAGACAGAUUUGGGAGGACGGCGCUGCAUUACGCUGCUGCUAACUGUAACUAUCAGUGUGUGUUUGCUCUGGUGGGCUCCGGGGCCAGUGUGAACGAGCGGGACGUCAGGGGCUGCGGUCCUCUGCACUACACCGCUGCUGCAGACUCAGACGGCAAGUGUCUGGAGUAUCUGUUGAGGAAUGAUGCGAAUCCAGCUCUCAGGGAUAAAGACGGAUACAGCGCUGUACACUACGCUUCAGCGUACGGCCACCGAGUGUGUCUGGAGCUGAUCGCCAAUGAAACGCCGUUAGACGUGCUGAUGGACUCGUCUGCAUCAAGUAUCGUACACGACACAGACGUCCAGCCUCCCAUCAGCCCUUUACACCUAGCCGCGUAUCACGGUCACCAUCAGGCUCUGGAGGUUCUGGUGCAGUCUCUGCUGGAUCUGGACGUGAGGACGCCUCAGGGUCACACGGCUCUGAGUCUGGCGGCGUUUAAGGGUCACGCGGAGUGUGUGGAUAUACUGAUCAGUCAGGGCGCAUCCAUGAUGCUGAAGGACUACACACACAAGAGGAGCGCCGUACACGCCGCAGCCAUGAACGGUUACUCUGAGUGUCUGCGUCUGCUCAUCCACAACAGCGACCAGCAGACGGCCGUCAACAUCCGUGAUGGGAAGGGACAGACUCCUCUGAUGUUGGCGGUUCUGGGUGGACACACAGAUUGUGUGUAUCUUCUGUUGAGUGAAGGAGCCAGUGUGGAGGCCAGAGAUAAAUGGGGCAGGACGGCCCUCCACCGCGGGGCAGUGAUGGGUCAGGAGGCGUCUGUGGAGGCUCUGUUGCAGCACGGCUCCGGUCUGCUGGUUCAGGACAGCAGGGGGCGCUCUCCUGUGCACCUGGCGGCUGCCUGUGGUCAUGUGGGGGUUCUGAGGGCCCUUCUGAAAACCCAGAAGACCGUCCUCGUCCUCAAGGACAACUGUGGUUAUACACCGCUGCACUGGGCCUGUUACAAUGGUCAUGACGCGUGUGUUGAGCUGCUCUUGGAGCACGAUGUGUUUCAGAAGCCGGAGGGAAACUCCUUCAGUCCGCUGCACUGCGCCGUUAUUAAUGAUAAUGAGUCUGCGGCUGAGCUGCUGAUAGAAACUUUAGGUCCAGCGAUUGUGAACGCCACAGACUCACAGAGCAGGACACCGCUUCACGCCGCGGCGUACACCGAUCACGUGGAGUGUGUGCAGCUGCUGCUGGCUCACAACGCUCAGGUCAACGCCAUCGACACGCUGGGAAAAACAGCGCUCAUGAUGGCCGCUGAGAACGGACAGACUAACACCGUCGAGGUGCUGGUGAGCAGUGCUAAAGCUGAUUUGACAUUACAGGACGCUCACAGAAACACAUCUCUGCAUCUGGCCUGCAGUAAGGGACAUGAAACCAGUGCCUUGUUAAUUCUGGAGAAGGUGAUGGACAGAAACCUGAUCAACUGCACAAACGCAGCGCUGCAGACGCCGCUGCACAUCGCUGCUGCUAACGGACUGACAGUGGUCGUACAGGAGCUGCUGGGUAAAGGAGCCAGUGUCUUCGCCGUGGAUGAGAACGGUUACACUCCAGCUUUGGCUUGUGCUCCGAACAAAGACGUGGCCGACUGUUUGGCGCUGAUACUCUCCUCCAUGAUGCCCAUCUCUCCCAGCAGCACCCGCACCAUGUCGAGCCUCACCUUUAACACCAUCAACCACUACUCAAGCUUAUCUAAGACUGUGACCUUUGACCCGUUACCGGUGCUGCGCUCCGAGCAUGUCUCCUACUGCAAGUUCAACAGCCUGGGCAGCGAGGACAGCCUCAUCAUCCCAGAUGACGAACUCAAUGAUUCAGACUCAGAAACAUACUGACAACACGCCCCUCAGUGUCUUAACCUAAUGCCUCAUUGGCUGAAAGGUCACUAUAUUCUAAUUAGGGUCAUCCCUUUAUGACUGAACAGGAAACAGGAAGAGAAGUACCACAGAACUGGCUCACACUACAAUCUAGAUUGUUUAUUCAUUACAGCAUAAACCUCUGUGAGCCCUCAAUCAUCUCUAGUAAUUAUUUACCGCCAUGUUCAUUUUAUUGUAUUUUAUGAGAAGAAAUCAUCUCAUGUUGGCAGCUGUGGGACUGUAAUUCUCUGCAUUCAUGUGAAACGUGAGGAGGCGAAACUAAAGACGUCAGGGACCAAGAGCUGCAGACUUUACUUUUAUCCCCGUUUGUGCAUGAAGAUUUGAAUUAGGUUUGCAUCAUCAUGGAUUAUUUUUUUUUAUAAAAAAAAAAAGAAGAGCAAAAAAGCCUUGCAGGGUUCAAACUUAUUUAGAGUACUUAUUCCUCUGCUUUUGUGAGGAUUUCUAUCGGUCUUCCUGCUGUGCGUGUGAGUGUUUUUGAAUUUGAAUGGUGUCUCUGUCAUUAUUUUAUAAGACAAUGAAAAGAUCAGGUGUGUAACUUGACCUUUUUGGUAUAUUGUUAAUAAUUGUUAAUAAUUCUAUAAAAUAAAUAAUUUUAAUAAAGAUAAAUAUAAAAAAGA
Molecule: messenger RNA, 6256 nt
Organism: Carassius gibelio (silver crucian carp)
Lineage: Eukaryota; Metazoa; Chordata; Actinopteri; Cypriniformes; Cyprinidae
Product: serine/threonine-protein phosphatase 6 regulatory ankyrin repeat subunit A
Exons: 28
Coding region: 2319-5597 (1092 amino acids)
Molecular function (GO): protein binding
Source: RefSeq, a predicted model, not a curated record